AAUUCAGGAUCCCAUUCAAGUCUGGUCUGGAAGGAAAUUUUGAUACCACUUCAAAACAUGUUUGUCAGAAAUGUUGGGUGUCAAAGUUUGUAUGUAAUAUAUGUAGAUCUGUAUUUAACACUCCUUGCUAUAGCCCUGGGAAUUAUUAUUGACUAGGGAAGACACUUUUCUCUCACUGUUAAGCUGUAUGGUUCUCAACUAAGACUCCUGAAUAAUUUACGAUAAUUUGCAUAUUUUUUAGUUAAGUUUUCUCCGCUCUUUUAGCUCAGCCAUCAGAGAAACCAAUAGCAAAAGGAUGGAAGCCAGUAAAACCAUGCACUAAUUGCAAAGGUUGUUCAGAAGACAUCCGUGCAGCUUUUAAUGAAAAGCUUGUGAAGUUCUUGUCUGAAGAAUUCAUGCAAUAUGUUCAAAGGUCGUCUCUAGCUUCUGCAGAGAAAGUUCAAGGUCAGUCUGACAGCAUGGGUAAAGUUCAUCUUUUACUCUGGAAAUUCACACACCUUGAUGAAAAUGCUGAUUACAUGCUGGAAAUGAGAGAGUUACAUAAUUUCCUCAAGAUAACAAAAAAGUCUAUUCAUCCCAAAAAGUGCAGCCGUACUUUUGUGGCCUACUGCGACCGGGACGGAGACCACAAGAUAUCGCUCAAUGAGUGGUAUACGUGUUUUGGAGUAAAAGAAAUAAAGAAGUGCACUGGAGAAUAUUUAGCAGCACUGAAAUCAAACAAGCAUUCUUCAGGUGCAAACCAGCAGUACUUGCCACGUUGUGCGAGUGAUGGGUCAUACUCUCCCACUCAGUGUCAUUACUCUAUUGGUUACUGCUGGUGUGUUGAUGUUGACACAGGCAAACCAAUACCUGGCACAACAAGGAAGUCUACGUCUCUCGAUUGCUGGAAGUAUAUGGCCAAAGACAAUUCAACAAGUCUAGUGAAAAAAGAAUGUGCACAAGACCUGUGGACCUCAUUCAAAAGAAAUAUGCUGAGAUUAUUUAGGAAGGAUCUGGAGGAGGAUUAUCCCACUGGUGAUGAGAGUCACUCAGAAACCCUGAUAAGAAAUCAGCGCAGGAGUGCCAGAUCAGGGGACCUACAUUAUGUCGGUUCAUUACUAACUGACAAGCAAGUUUUUAUCUGGAAGUUUAAUCGACUGGAUAGCAAUAGGGACAAACUGCUUGUAUCUAGUGAAUUUCUGACAGCUUCUAUGAAAAAAAUUCUUGGCAACAUCAAACGAGGAAGAAAAUGUGGCAAAAAGCUGUUAAAUGAUUGUGAUCUUGACAAAGACAGAGGAUUAUCCAUGACAGAGUGGAAACUCUGUUUAACAAUAAGCAACGGGCGAAUGCCUCUGCAGUAAAAUAUCUUCAUUCAACAACAGGAGCUCAAAUGGAAAGUCAAGACCCUAGAAUGCGGGAAGUAGCACUGGGUGGAACAAAGCAGGCCAUACCUAGACCUGUCGACUGGUGUUCCUAUACUUUUUGUUCCAAAGAGACCACAAACAUUGCAAAAAGACAUGAAUGUACAAAUGUACUUUGAUGAACAAACUAAGGCAAAAUUAAAAUGCCAUGUUUUUUUUCAGGGGUGCCUUGUAUUUAACAUUUUCACAACAGACAACUUGUAAGAUAACAUUUUCUACAAGAAACCACCACUCAUGCAGAGAAAAGAAAUAGCAUGAAGUGUUUUAGUAGACACUAAACUUUCCAUGUUAUUGAUCACUAGAUCACUAGUCAGAUCUCCCACAAACUUAACUUAUACAAAGCUUGCAAGUGGCCAAAAUGUAAGUUCUCAAUACAUGUGUCAAGAAAUAGACACUCCUAUGGAGUUGACAAUCACAAAAACAGUCAAAUUCAUAGUCAGUUUAGUAUUGGACAAUCACGCUUAUGGCUUAAGUUUCUACUAAAAUAUUUAAUGUGAUAUCAAACAAGGGUGGCUUUAAGGACUUAGUGUGUUUUAGUGUGGCUAAAAUAUCAGACACUGCACUUAAUAAUCAGUACCAACUGACAGUAGUCCAAGAGGCAAAUACAAGAGACAUAAUACAUUAUGUAUUAAAAAAUAUACUGGCCAAGCAUCACAUUGGAGGCAAUAUAACUGCGGUUAAUGUUAUAAUUUAUGAACGAUUUUGGUGCUUGUUCAGAACAGUUCAAAAAGAUACAAUAUUAAAUUAGCCUUAGAUUUAACUGCUUUAGAUGAUACCUAGAAAGGUUUUGCUUGUGUACAUGUAAUGCUGUUGUUUGGUCAAUCAAAGCACUG
This is a messenger RNA of Orbicella faveolata, 2233 nucleotides long. Its product is annotated as SPARC-related modular calcium-binding protein 2-like. Gene Ontology annotation, molecular function: calcium ion binding; heparin binding; protein binding. The record is from RefSeq and is a predicted model, not a curated record. Gene Ontology annotation, cellular component: basement membrane. Gene Ontology annotation, biological process: extracellular matrix organization. Lineage: Eukaryota; Metazoa; Cnidaria; Anthozoa; Scleractinia; Merulinidae.